This is a messenger RNA of Vigna unguiculata (cowpea), 2975 nucleotides long. RefSeq names its product 1,4-alpha-glucan-branching enzyme 1, chloroplastic/amyloplastic-like. Gene Ontology annotation, biological process: glycogen biosynthetic process. Lineage: Eukaryota; Viridiplantae; Streptophyta; Magnoliopsida; Fabales; Fabaceae. Gene Ontology annotation, cellular component: cytoplasm. Gene Ontology annotation, molecular function: hydrolase activity, hydrolyzing O-glycosyl compounds; cation binding; 1,4-alpha-glucan branching enzyme activity. The record is from RefSeq and is a predicted model, not a curated record.
AUCUAGCAAUGAAAAAGACGGUUAAGGGUAAUGAUUCAUGCCAAAGUGGGUCCUUCAUUACUGCUAUUUAAACAAUUAAACAAUGCCCCUCUUCUUCCACACUCUUCGCUUCAUCAUGCUCACGGACAUUGCUUGAAGCUCAAGUCGAACUUGGCCAACUUGAUCGAAAACCGUUUUUGGAUCUCGGGGAAAUGGUUAACUGUUUCUGCCUUAAUCCGUUCAUUUCCGUUUCUUCAAACGUUGCCUGCACCUCCCACACUGUGAGAAGCAGGCAGCGUCUUGCACCACAAAAGUCAGUUGAUCUUGCUCUUGGCUAUCGGAAUCCACUUGGAUAUGGGUUUGGUUUUGGAUUGAGAAGAUCACUGCACGAGAUGGUGAACUCUCGUUUCAAGGGUGUAGCUGUUAUGACAGAUGACAAAUCAACAAUAUCAUCCACUGAGGAAUACUUAGAAAACAUUGGCAUCUUUUCUACCGAUCCGUCCCUAAAUCCAUAUAAAGAUCACUUCAAAUAUAGACUGAAGAGAUAUGUAGAUCAGAAAAAGCUUAUUGAAGAAUAUGAAGGAGGUCUUGAGGAAUUUGCCAAAGGUUACUUGAAAUUUGGAUUUAACAGAGAAGAGGGUGGAAUUGUGUACCGCGAGUGGGCACCUGCUGCUCAGGAAGCACAAAUUAUUGGAGACUUUAAUGGAUGGGAUGGUUCCAACCACCAGAUGGAAAAAAAUCAGUUUGGUGUCUGGAGUAUUAAGAUCCCUGAUGUUGAUGGAAAUCCAGCUAUAACACACAGUACAAGAGUAAAGUUUAGAUUCCGCCAUGGGGAUGGAGUUUGGGUUGAUCGCAUCCCUGCUUGGAUCAAAUAUGCCACUGUUGAUCCUAACAGAUUUGCAGCACCAUACGAUGGUGUCUACUGGGAUCCACCACUCUCAGAGAGAUAUGAGUUUAAAUAUCCACGUCCACCAAAGCCGAAGGCCCCACGUAUAUAUGAGGCUCAUGUGGGGAUGAGUAGCUCUGAACCUCGCAUAAACUCUUACAGGGAAUUUGCAGAUGAGAUUUUGCCCCGUAUUCGAGCAAAUAACUAUAAUACAGUCCAGCUGAUGGCCGUGAUGGAACAUUCUUAUUAUGCAUCAUUUGGAUAUCAUGUAACAAAUUUUUACGCUGUGAGCAGUAGAUCUGGAACCCCAGAAGAUCUUAAAUAUCUGAUAGAUAAGGCCCAUAGCCUAGGAUUGCAGGUUUUGAUGGAUGUUAUCCACAGUCAUGCCAGUAAUAAUAUCACCGAUGGACUCAAUGGCUUUGAUGUUGGCCAAACUUCACAAGAUUCUUACUUCCAUACUGGAGAUAGAGGUUAUCACAAGUUAUGGGAUAGUAGACUAUUUAACUAUGCCAACUGGGAAGUUCUUCGUUUCCUUUUAUCUAAUUUAAGGUGGUGGCUCGAGGAGUUUAAAUUUGAUGGAUUUCGAUUUGAUGGAGUAACAUCAAUGCUGUAUCAUCACCAUGGAAUCAACAUUGCUUUUACAGGGAAUUAUAAUGAAUAUUUUAGCGAAGCAACAGAUGUGGAUGCUGUUGUCUAUCUGAUGCUGGCUAAUUCUCUGAUCCACAGUAUUUUGCCAGAUGCAACUGUAAUUGCUGAAGAUGUUUCUGGCAUGCCUGGAAUUGGUCAAGAAGUUUCUGAUGGUGGAAUUGGUUUUGACUAUCGUCUAGCCAUGGCUAUCCCUGAUAAAUGGAUUGAUUACUUGAAGAACAAGAAUGAGUACACAUGGUCAAUGAAGGAAAUCUCUUGGAGUUUGACAAAUAGGAGAUACACUGAGAAAUGUGUUUCCUAUGCUGAAAGCCAUGACCAGGCCAUCGUUGGGGAUAAGACUGUUGCAUUUCUCCUAAUGGAUGAAGAAAUGUAUUCUGGCAUGUCUUGCUUGGUUGAUCCUUCUCCUAUUGUUGAGCGAGGGAUUGCUCUUCAAAAGAUGAUACACUUCAUAACCAUGGCAUUAGGUGGAGAGGGCUACCUUAAUUUCAUGGGCAAUGAGUUUGGCCAUCCGGAGUGGAUUGAUUUCCCAAGAGAAGGCAAUGGAUGGAGUUAUGAGAAGUGCAGGCGUCAGUGGAAUCUGGUGGAUACAGAUCACCUGAGAUACAAGUUCAUGAAUGCAUUUGACAGGGCAAUGAACUUGCUUGAUGAUAAAUUUUCGUUCCUUGCAUCAACUAAACAAAUCGUGAGCAGUGCAGAUGAUGAAAACAAGGUUAUAGUCUUUGAGCGAGGAGAUCUGAUAUUUGUAUUCAAUUUUCAUCCAGAGAAUACAUAUGAAGGGUAUAAAGUUGGAUGUGACUUGCCUGGGAAAUAUAGAGUUGCAUUGGAUAGUGAUGCUUGGGAAUUUGGAGGUCAUGGAAGAGUGGGGCACGAUGUAGAUCACUUCACGUCUCCAGAAGGCAUACCAGGAGUCCCUGAAACAAAUUUUAAUAAUCGCCCUAAUUCAUUCAAAGUCCUCUCCCCUGCCCGUACUUGCGUGGUAUAUUAUAGAGUGGAGGAAAGCGAAGAAGAAGGCAACAAUAACAGUUUGGUUGGGCUAGAAGACAUAGAAGACACUUCUGCUGCAGCAGAUGUAACAAAAGUUCCUGAUAAAUCUGCUUCUUUAGAAAGUGAAGAUGACAUUAUUUUGGAUGGGGUGAAGGUGAAGCAAACAUUAACUUCAGCAGAUGUCUCUGCUGAAGUUGAAAAAGUUUCUGUGAGAAGUGAAGGUAGAAAUUUGAACGAGGGGUAAAUUUGGCAUGGAAUCCAGGAAAAUGCGAUGGAUUAAGUAGGCUUUUGGGGGGUUAUCAUUGAAAGAAAUUUUACAUGAAAUUUUUUGACAAUGUUUGCUCUUCAAAUCAUCAUGUAUAUAUUAUCUAGAAGAUGCAGAGAGAUUAUAAUCUUUUUCAAUUGUAAAUAUUAGCACUUAACACCGGUUUGGCAUACGAACUCAAAAAGGCAGUAAAAGAGAAACAAAAAUGAUCAA